AAUCAGAAGUUCGCGAUCCCGGGACUCGUCGUGGGAUCCGAGUCCGCUCCUCCGCAGACUGACGCGCUCUACGUUUCCUGAGCAAACCUCGACACAGGAGAAGAAACGGAGUGAAUAGAGAAGACUCGGUUGUUCCCUCUGGUCGGGUUUGGGGCCCCCCCCACCCACCACACCCCGCCAUGCCUUUGGUGACGAGGAAUAUAGAGCCGCGGCAUGUGUGUCGCCAGACCAUCCCUACGAAAAUUCGCAGCGAGCUGGAAUGUGUCACCAAUAUCAGCCUGGCCAACAUCAUCCGCCAGCUCGGCAGCCUCAGUAAGUAUGCAGAGGAUGUGUUCGGGGAGCUGUUCGUGCAGGCUGGAGCAUUUGCCAUCAGAGUAAAUACACUAGGAGAAAGAGUGGAUCGUCUGCAGGUCAAAGUCACACAGCUGGACCCCAAAGAGGAGGAGGUCUCUCUCCAGGCCAUCACCACCCGUAAGGCGUUCCGUAGCAGCGUGACCCAGGAUCAGCAGCUGUUCACCAGACCGUCUCUGCCAAUGCCGGUCCAAGACACCUACUCGACCUGUGAUCCACCUCCACCGCUCAACUACCUCAGCAGCUACCGGGACGAUGGGAAAGAGGCCCUGAAGUUUUACACAGAUCCUUCGUACUUCUUUGACCUGUGGAAGGAGAAGAUGCUGCAGGACACCAAGGACAUCAUGAAGGAGAAACGCAAGCACAGAAAGGAGAAAAAAGACCACCUGAACCAACGGACUCUCAACCCUCGCAAGAUCAAGACCCGGAAGGAUGAGUGGGAACGUCGCAAGAUGGGAGAGGAGUUUAUGGUGCCAAAGAAUGAUUUGAUGAAUUCCACUGAGGGCCUGAAUGGCAGUAUUGGAUCCGGAGAAGGCUUCACGUCUGAAGGCCUCGAGCUGAGCUCCGGCUCCUACGCUUAUGAUCCCGGCUCCCCUCUCCCUGUGCCGGGCUCUGAUGACUUCCUGCCUCCUCCACCUCCAGACAUGGCGUACAAUGAUGGACAGUACGGAGCACAGAACCAGAAGCGUGUCAGCGUGCUCAGUCCGAGCCACCCACCCCCAGCUCCCCCCAUGGCCUCUUCCCCAGCCAACUCCCGCCCUAACCUUGCACCUCCCCCAGCACCUCCUCCCCCUCCUCCAUCCUCCGGUUUUGGGGUCCCCCCGCCUCCCCCUGGCUUCGACACCCCGCCCUCCCCUCCUCCCUUCUCCUCGUCUUCCUCCGCCUAUCCUUCCCCACCUGCUCCCCCUCCUCCCCCUGACAUGUCUGCUGUUUCUCCUCCUCCUCCACCUCCUAUGCCCAUGGGUGGCGGUCCUCCACCGCCUCCUCCUCCUCCGCCUCCCCCUGGCCCUCCUCCUCCGUCCUUCACCAACUCUGCUCCCUCUGGGGGGACCCCCAGCUCUGCUCCCAAACCGCAGGCGGCAGAGGCAGCGGACGAGGCCGGUGGCUCUCGCACUAACCUGCUGCAGGCCAUCCGACAAGGUUGCAAUCUGCGGAAGGUGGAGGCACAACGGGAGCAGGAGAAGCGGGAUCACUCUGGCAACGAUGUGGCUGCCAUCCUGUCCCGUCGUAUCGCUGUGGAGUGCAGCGACAGCGAGGACGACUCUUCAGAGUUUGACGACGAGGAGUGGUCCGAAUGAUCGCCGUCCCUUUUCCCCUUCACUACCACCUCUCCUCGACAUUAAACAUCAGAAAAGCUUCAUUCAAAUUACAUUCUAAAGUACCAGUGGGAACAGAGGUCAAUGUUGUGUCUUAAUGUGUGAGUGAGUGAGAGAGAGAGAGAGAGAGAGUUUAAAAGCGUGUCUGCACAGAUUAUGUACACGUGACCUUUUACUAAUCACAUUCCUUAGCUCCUUUAUUACUGUUUAUCCGAAAUUAUUUAAGCGAUUCAAAGAAGCUAAAUCUGAAGAUGCGACUCGUGUCUGCGUGGUCGUGUUCCGGUUUGCCAUCACUCUCACUGGAUAACAGACCGCUGUUACCCAGUGAGAUUGUUGUGUGAUACGAUGCAUGUCUCCCUGCUGAGUCUGUGCACAAACACAUCGCCUCCGCCCUUCUUCAGUAUCUUUUAGAGUCAGGUGCCUGUUUGCUGCAAGCCAAGUGCCUGAUUUUUAUCUACCUUUAGUAUAUUAUGGGUAUGGAUAAUAGUGUGGGAGUACACACGUUCACACACAGGCAACCUCUUCUAUAUCCAGUAUUUGUACUCAGUGGAAAUACACAAGUUUUUAACGUCGAAACAUUCUCACCCGUUCGUACAUUGUUAUAUAGAUGUAAAAUUUGUAUUCCAUAUUGAAUCAUAUCUACUGAAGAUAAUGAAUGCAAUCGCUUUAAAUCCCAAUGUUUUUAUUUCUUAUCCUCUCUUUUAUAUUCUUUCUUUCCCUGUGGUUGUCAUGGGAACAAUUGACUGGUUUAUGAGACACCGUUUGUAGCUUGUAAACAAAUUCAUGAAUGAAUUAUUCAGCGUGAUAGGGGGAAGUAUCGGCUCAUGUCAGACACCUGGGGUGUUCGCUGAGAUCAUCGUGCAGAACAUAAGCAGACAUUAGCAGAAACAUCUUGAUUCAUUUUGUACUGCAUAUUGGCUGCGUUGUGUAUUCCUCCCUGACGCUUUUAUUAAUUUUGACAUUUUCCGGGGAAGAACUAAGUUCUGAUGCUUUAAUCACUGCGACCGUUUUGCCUUGUCCUGCUGCCUAAUAGGUGUCCUUCUACUGCUGCAUUUCAGUGUUUAUCCACACUGGGCACUGGUCAGCUUCUCUAAAAAAUUAUGUUACAGCUGCCAUAAAUGAGUCGGAUGUAGAAGUGACUGAUGCGUAGUGUGGACUGUUUUCUAAGUGCCUUUUGUUUUAAGUCUGCCUGUGUUAAAGCACAAUCACACAACAUGCUUGGCCAAAGUUCUGCUUCUCCUGACUUAAAUUUUCAAAUGAUUCUAGUUAUUUCAAUAAAGAUAGUGUAUUAACCUGA
Hippoglossus stenolepis (Pacific halibut) is the source of this 2964-nucleotide messenger RNA. RefSeq names its product WASP family member 2 (gene wasf2). Gene Ontology annotation, cellular component: cytoskeleton. Bases 180 to 1649 code for a protein of 489 amino acids. The transcript has 9 exons. NCBI's taxonomy places the organism in Eukaryota, Metazoa, Chordata, Actinopteri, Pleuronectiformes, Pleuronectidae. Gene Ontology annotation, molecular function: Arp2/3 complex binding; actin binding; protein kinase A regulatory subunit binding. The record is from RefSeq and is a predicted model, not a curated record. Gene Ontology annotation, biological process: positive regulation of Arp2/3 complex-mediated actin nucleation; actin cytoskeleton organization.